AUGAACUCGAUACACCGCAUAAACGCCAUCAAUGAAAAGGAACUAGAAUCCAAUGUUUCUGAUGCUGCCUCAUGGCAUCAGGAUUACGCUGACACCUCAUAUAUAUAUGUGGGUAACCUCCAUGAGAAGAUUCAGGAAAUCGAUCUCGUGAAGAUAUUCUCCCAGUGGGGAAACCCUACUCAUGUUAACUUGAUAAAGGACAGAGACAGCGGGAAAUCUAGAGGCUUUGCCUACUUGAAAUACGAAGACCAACGAUCUUGUGUUUUAGCAGUCGAUAACUUCAAUGGCGUGCUAAUAUACGAGCGCCCACUAAAGGUUGACCACACAUACUACCAGCUACGGGAUGGCCAGGAGGAGGACGAUUUUGCUGUUGAUUAUCUGGAAGCAAGGCCUGCUCAAAUCGAGGCUCCAAAAAGCCCGAAAAGGGAAGAGAAGCAGAUCAAGAGAGUGGAGCAUGUGGAAGAAGCCAAGACCAUCGAGGUUGGCUCGUCAGGAGUCGCGGAAAUGGCAGUCUCAGAGGCAUUUGUUGCUGAUGACGAUGACUUCAACGACCCAAUGGCCAAUUUGUCCGAAAAGAAGCACAGGAAGCGAAGACACAGGGACAAGGAGGGACACAGAGACGAGGAGAGGAAACACAGAAGGAGGGUUGAAAAGAAGGAUGUAGAAGAGACUACAACCAGUUGA
Molecule: messenger RNA, 684 nt
Organism: Candidozyma duobushaemuli
Lineage: Eukaryota; Fungi; Ascomycota; Pichiomycetes; Serinales; Metschnikowiaceae
Product: U2 snRNP complex subunit
Exons: 2
Coding region: 1-684 (227 amino acids)
Biological process (GO): mRNA splicing, via spliceosome
Cellular component (GO): catalytic step 2 spliceosome; precatalytic spliceosome; U2 snRNP
Molecular function (GO): RNA binding
Source: RefSeq, a predicted model, not a curated record